Molecule: messenger RNA, 917 nt
Organism: Pseudomassariella vexata
Lineage: Eukaryota; Fungi; Ascomycota; Sordariomycetes; Amphisphaeriales; Pseudomassariaceae
Product: Ribose/galactose isomerase-like protein
Exons: 2
Coding region: 214-720 (168 amino acids)
Biological process (GO): carbohydrate metabolic process
Cellular component (GO): intracellular anatomical structure
Molecular function (GO): isomerase activity
Source: RefSeq, a predicted model, not a curated record
CAGGUGACGGUUCUUAUACCCGGGUGCCAACAUGGGGAUAUGGGUGAUAAUGUGCCGAGGGGCGCUUCGGGUUACCACAUGUGACGUAGGGUACUUGUCAUACUAGUCCACCUACGCUUUCGGUGAAUGUGAAGAGACGAUGUGAAAUUUGCAGAAAUUCUCCCAUCGUAGGUUGCGAUACUUGAAGUUGCAUUUACAUCCACAAAACUCAUCAUGGCGGAACCCAAGUGGAAAAUCGCAAUAGGCUGCGAUGAAGCAGGCCUAUCAUACAAAACCCAACUAAAACACGACCUCACUUCCGAUCCCCGCGUCGAAUCCAUUACCGACGUCGGCUCCUCCACCCCCUCCGACAAGACUGCAUACCCUCACCGGGCCGCCGCAGCUGCCAAGCUCGUCGCCUCCGGGGAGUGCGACCGCGCCCUACUAAUCUGCGGCACUGGGCUCGGGGUAGCCAUCGCGGCGAACAAGAUCCGUGGCGUGCGGGCCGUAACGGCGCACGAUAGUUUUUCGGUCGAGAGGGCUGUGUUAAGUAAUAACGCGCAGGUGCUGUGUAUGGGGGAACGAGUCGUGGGGUUGGAAUUGGCGAGACGAUUGGUCAGGGAGUGGUUGGGGUAUAGGUUUGAUCCAGCGAGUGGGAGUGCGGGGAAGGUGCAGGUUAUUGGGGAGUAUGAAAGGGAGGGGAUAGGGGGGAUGGACGAAGAAGUGAAGGGUAGUUGUUGACAAUAGGUAUGUUAGAUGUUGGCUUAGGGUGGAUGGGAGCGCCAGGGUUUCUCCCCAGUACGAGGUUCUUGCAGGCCGUUGUAUACUAAGUACCCAGAUCUACCUGUGCAAUUUGCCCCAGUGGCCUUGCAGAAAUUGCUACAGUAAAUGAGAGUCUAGUUGGCAAAUAAGAAGGAAGGUAUACUGAGUUAAAUGAU